This is a messenger RNA of Heterocephalus glaber (naked mole-rat), 4179 nucleotides long. Lineage: Eukaryota; Metazoa; Chordata; Mammalia; Rodentia; Bathyergidae. The record is from RefSeq and is a predicted model, not a curated record.
CGGGCCGCAAGGUGCGCCGGGCCUUCCCCGCCUGACCGCCGGGCCGAGGAGCGCAGAGCUUCCCGUCCCCGUGCCUCCCGCGGGUCUGCUGCGCCCCAGGCUGACCGGGCCCGGGCGCCCCCCUGCCCACCAGGGUCAGCGCUGGGCAGGGAGCGUGCACAGCCCCGCCGCCCGACGCGCCCGGCCUCCCCUCUGCCCCGUCCCUCCCAGGACCGAAGAAACAGCGCCAAGGACGGCCCUGGGCAAACGCCCAACGUCCCCAGCAGAGAGGCCGGUGUGACCUGGGCAGCAGUCAUGGAGAACAAACUGGACCUCUCCAAGCUCACAGACGAGGAGGCCCAGCACGUGUGGCAGGUGGUGCAGCGGGACUUCGCCCUCCGGACGCGGGAAGAGGAGAGGCUGGCCCAGCUGAAGGGUAAGAUUAAGAAGGAAAGCUCCAAGCGGGAGCUGCUCUCUGACACGGCCCACCUGAAUGAGACCCACUGUGCCCGCUGCCUGCAGCCCUUCCGGCUCCUGGUGAACAGCAAGAGGCAGUGCCUGGACUGCGGCCUCUUCACCUGCAAAUGCUGCAGCCACGCCCACCCGGAGGCACAGGGCUGGCUGUGCGACCCCUGCCACCUGGCCAGGGUGGUGAAGAUCGGCUCUCUGGAGUGGUACCACCAGCACGUGAGAGCCCGCUUCAGGCGCUUCGGGAGCGCCAAGGUGGUGCGGUCGCUGUGUAGACGGCUGCAGGGCAGAGGUGCUCCUGAGCUCAGCUCUGGAGAGAAGAGUGGAGACAGCGAGCCGACAGAUGAGGAUGGAGAGCUGGACACAGGGGUCCAGGCCCUACCCCUUGGCAGCAAAAAGAGACGCCUUCUCUCCUUCCACGAUGCAGACUUCGAGGAGGACUCGGACAACUCCAUGGAGGCCUGCAGUCACCCCCUGUGCCUGUCCUCGGUGUUGGGGGCCACGAACAGCCUGCAGGACAGAGGCUGUGCCCGGCCUGCGGGAGACACUGGGCAGGCAGUGAAGGAGCCAGGACAAGGCCUGGAAACAGCAUCCAGCUUCACAGUGCCUCUCAUCUCCACUCCCAGCAUCCCCUGGGCUCAGGCAGUGCCAGCCAGAGCUGGGAUGGACUGGGUUGGCCCAUGGCCUGCAGCCCCCUGGUGGGAGGAGGACUCAAGGUCCCUCCCAGGUGACCUCUGCUCAGCGGAUGCUGCUUUUCAGGAGCCUGAGAUCCUACAAGAGGAGGACGCCAGGGCCUCCGGGUGCCACCCCCGGCCAUUUGAGUGGCCAGACAGCCUGUUGCCCUCAGGACAGGACGCCCUUGAGGAGCUCUGCCUGCCUGCAGACCUGGACAAGGCCCUGGGGACUGCCGCAGUGGCUGGGACAAGUGUCCACCAGCUCCCUGCGCAGUACCUGGCCAACGUGGACACCUCCGAUGAGGACAGCAUCCGGGCGCCCAGGGCGACCUCCCAGCAUCCUGAGCAGAGGGGCCGGGCUGCACGCGUCAGCCAGCCCCCCACCCACGCUGGCGCACACACAGAGGCCGACCUGGAGGAAGAGAGCCUGAGGAGGAAGCUGCAGGCACUGACCAGCAGCCUCAGCGAUGAAGGCUCCUCGUCCGAAGAGGAGGUGGCCAGGGACACAGCAGCUCGGGCGACCACAGAGGUGUGCACAGCUGCAGGCCACAUGGACGCCUGGGACAGCAGCCCUCCGGCCCCCGGGGUCCGCCCCGUGCCCAGCAGGACCACGGAUGAGGCGCUGUCGGAGCUGGAGGGCAGAGUAGCCACAUCAGCCUCCAAGGUGCAGCAGGCGGAGAGUGAGGUUUCUGACAUCGAGUCCAGGAUUGCAGCCCUCAGAGCUGCAGGGCUCACGGUGAAGCCCUCGGCAAGGCCUCGGAGGAAGUCAAACCUCCCGAUCUUCCUUCCUCGAGUGCUGGGGACUCUUGGCAGGAGUGUGGAGGAUCAGAAUGCAGACCCUGCGGAGGAGGGCAAGGUGUGCGCUGUCCCACCCACCACCAGAGGCCAGGCCAGGAGAAGGGUGACUUUGGAAGCAGCAGCCGAGCCCUGUCUUCCGAGGAGAAAGUACUCCCCCAAAGCUGACGAAACCCGUGAUGGCCCAGCAGCCCUAAGAGGACGCUUGGGACCAGGACAGAGAGGACGCUUGGGACCAGGACAGAGGCACUGGGAGCCCUGCACUGCACCCACCGCACAGCCUCCUGUCCUUCCAGGAGCCACACUUCCUGCCACGCGCAGUCUCCUCCCCAGAGAGAAACCAGAAGACGCCUGUCCGUAUGACCUCCGGCUGCAGAUGCCAGCACCUCAGACUCCAGCUGUUUUCAAGGUGCCAGGGCCACCUGCCCAGCUCUGAGCCCUGCAGGAGCUGAGCUGAGGUGCCCUCCAUGGGGUGGCGCCAUCUCAGGGUGUGGAAGGACACGGGUGACCUCAUCACUGAUCUCCUGGCCUUCCUUGUCUGGCUGUGCUGUGUGGAGCAGCGACUGAGCUCCUGUCCAUGUUAGGUCUGUGAAGCAGGACACCAGACAUCGAGGCAGGUGACUGCCCGCAGGAUCUGCUGGCUGAGGAGCAGACGCUCACCUGCCCCGCCUGCCCCCUCUGCAGGCUCCCUUGACCCACAGGCAGGGACAGCUGCACCACCAACACCCCAUGGUCCUUCCCCCACCCCAGGAGUGCCACCCUGGCCCGAGCCUUCACAACACCGUCUGACCGUGGCCUGUGGCCUGCACUUUCUAGAUGACUCAUACUCAGAAAUAAACUCUGCCAAUUCACAGAGAUGAGUGCUUUCAAAUGUUCACAAGAGUUGGGUUUCACACACCAUUUCUAACAGAAAGGGCUCUGCUUCAGACUCAUUUCCUCCAGAAGGAGAACGAGGGGGGGACAUCUUGUCAGCUCGCUCAGGCCCAUUCCUGGGGCGCUGUGCCAGUGUCCUGUGGCCAUGAGCUGCGUAGAACACAACCACAGAAUGUGUCCCCCCGAGUUUAAGGCCCGGAGGUCAGAAUCCAAGGGUCAGGAAGGUUGGCUACAUCUGAAGUUUCCAAGUGCCUUGGGCUCCAGCUGUUCCGGCCUCUUCCAGCCCUGGCACUGCCCUCCGUCCCUGGUGCCCCGACUCUGCCUCCUUGGGCCCCACCUGUCCGUGAAGCUCUGACCGAGCAAAGCCAGACCAAGAGCUCGCUCCCCACCCUGAGACCUGUGACCCCCCGGGGCAGAGGUGUGGGAAGAGCUCCCCAACCUCAGUCUGCAGCUGAAGUCCUGCAGGGUCCCCUUCUCUGAGCACACCAAAGCCAGUGCAGCCGGGGUGCCCAGCCAGGCCUGCAGCCCUGCCCUGGGGGGUGACAGCCCUUUGCCUUCUACCACCGGCACCCAGCACCUCCAGCCGUCCAGGGGCCCCAGGACCUCAGGCUCUCUAGGGGAUGAGGGGACAGGACUGAUACCAAGACCCCAUGCCACCUCCCUCCAACGGGCCCCACGGUGGCAAGGUGCCCAGGCCACACUGCGAUGAAGCUGCUCCACCUAUACACACUCACACUUAUGCCCUCACACGCAUGCACACUCAUGCUCUCACGUGGCAGAGUGCAGGACCGAAGGCUCCUGCUCCCAGGUCUCAGCACCCACUGUCCAGGAGGCCCUGGAGCUGGGCACCCUCCAGCGGGCACUGCCCAGCAGACCGGAACUCAGGGAACUCAUGUGAGGUGCAGCCCAGCCCCGGGGGAUGUUGAAUCGCCCCCGUUCCACACACACCUGGGGCCCCACCGGCUGCAGCCGCCCCUCUCCAGGGACAGGCGGCCCUGCCUGCAAACGGCUCUGGUGGGCAGUGGGUUGCUCAGAGCUCUCCCCCCAAGUCCGGCCCACCCAGGAAGCACGUCCAGGAGAAGCAGCCUGCGGGUCUCCUCUGCAGCUCAGUUCCCUCGGAGGACUGCAUUGGGCUGCACCUAGAUGCCCCUUGGCACGGUCUCUGAGUCUUCAGAUGGGAGCGAUGUGGGUUCUUAGUGCCGCCUAAAUGGUAAAAUAUUGUGCAGUUAUUUGAAACAGUACAACUCUGUAGAUGUUUCAGAGCCAGAGGCUGUGGCUAGCGAAAGAAUCUGAGACCUGUACAAGAGACUGUAUCUACCAGGGCGCUCCACAAUAUCCAUGCUGCUUCUCUGUCAUUUUCACAUGCCCUGAAAUUUUCCCCAAUGUACAU